Lathyrus oleraceus (garden pea) is the source of this 3231-nucleotide messenger RNA. RefSeq lists its product as uncharacterized. The transcript has 2 exons. Gene Ontology annotation, molecular function: nucleic acid binding; RNA-DNA hybrid ribonuclease activity. The record is from RefSeq and is a predicted model, not a curated record. The coding region runs from base 1 to 3231 and encodes 1076 amino acids. NCBI's taxonomy places the organism in Eukaryota, Viridiplantae, Streptophyta, Magnoliopsida, Fabales, Fabaceae. Gene Ontology annotation, biological process: DNA integration.
AUGACUGAGUCUUCUUUCUUCGAUAAGAUUUCGGCCUACAUGGCUGAGAACAAAAGACAAGCGGCUCUCGAAGCCGAGAUAACAAACAUGGCUAACAAAGCCACAUAUAGUGAAAUCUGUGAUACAGGACCAGGGGAGUUCUUUAAACCAAAACCCCCUGACGAACAAGCACCUGUGGGACCAGUAGAACAGAGGUUGGACACCAUAUACGACGAAGAGCCUCUGGGAUUUGAAAAAGAUCCAGUAACGUCAAGUGCAAAGAUGUUAGCGCAAGAUCCUCUCGAAGAGAUUGAUCUCGGAGAUGGGAGUGCAAAAAGAAUUACCUACAUCAGCGCUAAACUGGACCCCAAGUUGAAAGUGAAAGUUAUUGAAUUACUAAGGAAGAACAAAGAUUGCUUCGCUUGGGAUUACGACGAGAUGCCUGGUUUGAAGAGGGACCUGGUCGAAUUAAAGCUGCCUAUAAAGGAUGGCAAGAAGCCCAUCAAGCAGACUCCAAGAAGAUUCGCACCAGAAAUCCUCACAAAGAUUAAAAAAGAGGUCAAAAUACUUCUUCGUUGCAACUUCAUUAGGACCACAAGGUAUGUCGAUUGGAUUGCUAAUAUUGUCCCUGUUAUCAAGAAAAAUGGCUCUUUGCGAGUAUGCAUAGAUUUUCGUUAUCUAAACGCAACAACCCCUAAGGAUGAGUACCCAAUGCAUGCGGCAGAGGUGUUGGUUGACUCAGCCGCAGGCUAUGAGUAUCUCAGCAUGCUUGAUGGAUAUUCUGGCUAUAACCAGAUUUUCAUCGCAGAAGAAGAUGUUUCUAAAACAGCUUUUCGAUGUCCAGGGGCAAUAGGCACUUACGAGUGGAUAGUUAUGCCUUUUGGCCUAAAAAACGUUGGGGCAACAUACCAGCGAGCAAUGAAUUCUAUAUUUCAUAAUUAUAUAGAGACAUUCAUGCAAGUAUACAUAGAUGACAUUGUGAUAAAAUCUACGUCAGAUGAAGAUCAUAUAUCCCAUCUCAGCCAAUCAUUCGAAAGAAUGAGAAAACAUGGCUUAAAAAUGAACCCUCUUAAGUGUGCAUUAUUUGUGCAGGCUGGAGAUUUUCUGGGCUUUGUGGUCCACAAAAAGGGGAUAGAGAUCAAUCAGAACAAGACGAAGGCGAUUAUGGAGACCAAAGCACCAUCAACCAAAAAGGAACUGCAAUCAUUAUUAGGAAAGAUAAACUUCCUAAGAAGAUUCAUCUCGAAUUUAAGUGGUCGAACUCAGGCCUUCUCUCCCCUUCUGCGCCUGAAACAAGGCAAGUUCGAAUGGAAUGACGAACACCAAAUGGCAUUCGACAAGAUCAAACAUUAUCUGACGAAUCCUCCUAUCUUGGCACCACCAUGUGGAAAGAAGCCUAUGAGACUGUAUAUAUCAGCUUCCGACACUAUCAUAGGUAGCAUGUUGGCGCAAGAGAAUGAAGAUGGCAUCGAAAGAGCCAUUUAUUACCUUAGUAGGGUUUUAAAUGAUGCAAAAACUAGAUACACUUCAAUAGAAAAGUUGUGUCUUUGUUUGCAUUUCUCUUGUACUAAACUCAAGUAUUAUAUAAAACCUAUUGAUUUAUACGUCUCUUCUCAUUUUGAUGUCAUCAAGUAUAUGUUAUCUAAGCCAAUAAUGUACAGUCGAAUAGGCAAAUGGGCUUUAGCGCUCACUGAAUACUCUCUAACCUUUAUGCCUUUAAAGGCAAUGAAGGGACAAAUAGUAUCAGAUUUUAUUAUAGACCAUGCACUGGUCGAAAAUCCUCAAUUUCAAGUUGACUUGAAACCUUGGAAAUUGUUCUUCGACGGUUCCACUCAUAAGAAUGGAAGUGGGGUUGGGAUGAUGUUAAUUUCUCCUGACAGAAUUCCAACAAAACUCAAAUAUAGAAUUGAAGGUCCCCUUUGUUCCAACAACGAAGCAGAAUACAAAGCUCUUAUUGCAGGACUUGAGGCUUUGUUGGAAUUGGGGGCAACUAGGGUCGAAAUUAAAGGAGAUUCAGAAUUAGUAAUCAAGCAACUGACGAAGGAGUACAAAUGUAUAAAAGAAAAUUUGAUUAUGUACUUCGUCAUUGCAAAUAGGUUACUCAAAAAAUUCGAAUACGUCGACAUAAAACAUGUCCCUAUAAUAAAAAACCAAGAGGCUAAUGACUUAGCACAAAUAGCCUCAGGGUAUAGAAUUUCAAAAGAAAAGCUGGAAGAACUUGUCGAAGUAAGAGGAAAGGCAAUGGCUGCCAGAUUAUCCCCGACGGAUUUGGAAAGCGCCCAAUUAGGAUAUGCUAACAAAGAGGAGUUUGAAGUAUUGGCCAUUGAUACCUUGAUAGAUACGGACAGGAGGAAUCCAAUUAUUAAUUAUCUCAAGGAUCCUUCGACAGACACAGAAAGAAAAACCAAGUACAGGGCUUUAUCUUAUGUAUUGAUAGGGAAUGGAUUAUUCAAGAAAACCCCUGAAGGGAUCCUGUUGAAAUGCUUAGGAGAAAGCGAAGCUUACUUGGCAUUAUCUAGUGUAUAUAGUGGAGCUUGUGGAGCAUAUCAGGCAGGCCAUAAGAUGAAAUGGUUGCUUUUCAGAUAUGGAAUGUAUUGGCCCACCAUGUUAAAAGAUUGUAUAGAGUUUGCUAAGGGUUGCCAUGAAUGUCAAACACAUGCAGGAAUUCAACAUGCUCCUGCAAGUGAACUUCAUACAAUUAUUAAGCCUUGGCCCUUCAGAGGUUGGGCAUUAGAUCUAAUUGGGGAAAUUAUACCCCAUUCAUCCAAAGGUCAAAGAUACAUACUUGUAGGAAUUGACUAUUUCACUAAAUGGGUCGAAGUAGUACCUUUAGUAAAUGUGGAUCAAGAAACUGUUAUCGAAUUCAUUCAAAGGCAAAUUUUAUACAGAUUUGGAAUCCUAGAAACCAAUGGGCAAGUUGAAGCCACUAACACUACGCCUUUCCAGCUUACAUUUGGACAUGAUGCAGUACUACCUGUCGAAGUCUACUUACAAUCAGUAAGAAUCCAAAGACAAGGAGAAAUCCCAUCUGACUUAUAUUGGGAAAUGCUGAUAAAUGAGCUGGUGGAUUUGGACGAAGAAAGGUUACAUGCGUUAGAAGUAUUAAGAAGACAGAAGGAGAGGGUAGCAAGGGCAUACAAUAAGAGGGUCAAAGGUAAAAUCUUUACUAUGAAUGAUUUAGUAUGGAAAGUCAUAUUGCCUAUGGAUCGAAAGAAUAAGGCAUUAGGAAAAUGGUCUCCACACUGGGAAUGA